Hemibagrus wyckioides is the source of this 1033-nucleotide messenger RNA. Its product is annotated as scrapie-responsive protein 1-like. The record is from RefSeq and is a predicted model, not a curated record. Bases 123 to 461 code for a protein of 112 amino acids. NCBI's taxonomy places the organism in Eukaryota, Metazoa, Chordata, Actinopteri, Siluriformes, Bagridae. The transcript is spliced from 3 exons.
GGUGGUUAGUUGUAUGGGUGGCUCAGUGGCAGAGAGAGAGAGAGAGAGAGAGAGAGAGACUGUCACAGAGAGGACUGAUAUAAGGAGCUCACUGUGUGGAGGUUGAAUCCAGAUUCAUCCAGAUGAGAAAUCCCACAUCUCAGCACUCCAUGCGGGACCACAAAAUGAAAGUAUUACUCAUCGUAGUCGUUCUCCUGCUGGUGUUAGAUCACGGAGAUGCGAUUCCAUCGAACCGCUGGUCCUGCUACAAAAAGCUUGUGAAGGAUAGAAACUGCCAUGACACUGGACUGGAAAGGAUGAGACCCAUCGACUCGCUACAAAACCAUUACUGGGAGGGUGAUGAGUGUGACGUGGUGUGUUACUGUAACCACCUCGAGCUGCUCUGCUGCCCGAGGGACGUCUUCUUUGGGUCGAAAAUCUCUUUUGUGAUCCCAUGCAGAAUGUCAGAAACUCGACUUUGAGUGGACUGUAUGGUUGCGAUGACGACUGGAUAAAAUCUCUUCAAAACAAAAUGGCCAGGCGGUGGAAUAACAUUCUGUGCUAAUUCAUCAAAAUCUAGUUAUAUGUACCAAGUUAAAUAUACAUUUGUGUACAAUCUGUCCUCUUAUAUGGCAGUUUGUCCCACACUUGAGGUAUAUUGUUCAUGUACUAACCCUAAUCUAACACACAUGAUCAGUCUGUAUCCUGUUUCCAAUCAACAUAUCAAUCUACUAAGAGGCAUAUUGUUUAUAUUAAGAUGCCAUUUUGUUUAUUAAACUCUGAUGUAAUGCAUCAGGAUGAGCUCAAAACUGAUGGGUUCAAUUAUGCCACCAUGCUUUUAUAGGGCUUAAUACUUAAAUGAACUCAAACAUGUAGACCUUGCAUCAAGUAAGUAAUUUCUAUAAUCUAUUUAAAUGGCACAACCUAGUAAACAGACAGUGGUAUAAUUAGGUAUGGGGUGCUGAGCUCAGGCUGUCCGAUUUCAGGCAACUCAGCUCUGAAAAAUGAAUCUUGAAAUGCAAAAUUGUUAUUAAAUUAUUCCAACAACAUUGAA